UUUUAUGUAACAAUCGAGUGCUAGUUGGAAAGUCCGUUCACUUACAUUUCCAAGGACCACGGUAGCUAUAGAAAUGUAUAGCCACAUUACCGGAAGACAACCGAAGCUUUCUUUUUAACACUUACAAUGUCGCUUCAACCACAAGCGGAGGAAGCACAAGAGGAGAGGAGUGCUUUCUUCAUCGGCGCUGACUCAGACGAUUCCUCGGAAGACGAAGAACACCAGCAACUUAUACUACACAAAGCUAACGCGCUAGCAUCGGAUAACCGUCUCAAAGAUGCUAUUGAUUUGUUUUCGGUGGCGAUGCGUUACGGCCCUGUCAGACCUGAACAAUUAAGCACUUUCGUGGACUGUAUCCUCCGUAAUUUGAAGACUAAAGCUGCUGGGCCAGAGACACGUUCUAGGGGACAGUAUUCGGAUGAAGGUGACAGAUCGGGGGAUGAUGUGUUUGAUUGUCCCAACUGUCAUAACUUCUUGGGCGAACCAGUGACGAUAGCAUGUGGACAUACUUACUGUAAGAGGUGUUUACAACGACGGCUGUUCUCUAAAUGUAAGCUGUGCGAUGAAGCCCUCAGGGGUGACGUGAAGACAAAUGUAAUACUAUGUGGACAAUUAGAAAAAUGGUUCCCUGAUGACAUAAAAAAGGCAAGGGCUAUAUAUGAAGUGGAUGCUCUGUGCAGAAAGAAACGCUACCAAGAAGCUGUAUCUCUAGCUACUGAUGUUAUUCAAGCUGCAGAUCCAGAGUCGACAGCGAUGGUGCGACUGUCUCGUGCAGAGGCGUACAUGGGUCUAAAACAGUAUCAUCUGGCUUUGAAGGACACUGAAUUUUGUCCUAGAUCCAGCUGCUCUGCCGAAGCUUUGUUUUGGAAAGCCAUGGUGCUAUAUGACAUCGGUCGGGUGGAUGAGUCACUUCAAGUCUUCCUCCAGUGCCUGGCUGUAGAUGAUGCCUUCCCUUGUGCUAAAAGACAAGUGGAAAAGAUUCUGUGUGACCUGCUUUCUCCGGCUGAUGAGAAUGUCAAAGUUGGUCUGAGAGAAACCACACAGAGCACAUCACCACACUUGCGCAGUAAAAACCUCGUGGCUGGUGCCCAAGGUCAACCAGCGAGCCCAGUCCAAAGACCAGAACAACAUCAGGCCCGUGCCACCUCAGCACACCAACCUCUGGAUAACCAAGAGAAACGCUGGGAAAGCCUGGAGCGCCCUGGUCUGAGCAGAGCUCAUUCACUACGAAUCCAAGGCUCUAAUGGCAAUGAAGAGUGUCUGAAAAGAGUUUGCUCUGCUCCACAACUGGGGGAUCAGGAAAAAGGGAGCCUCCUGAAGAGGAAACUGUCAGUGUCAGACACAGAACACUGCAUUGUGGAUAAUGGAAGUAGCAAGCAUAAAAAACAAGGUGUGGCAAAAAGCUCCAAACGUCAGGCUGCCAAAGCUAAAGUCUGUAGAAGUGUUCCUGGGGAUCAGCUGGACCCCAAUGACUUAGAGUGCUCUCUCUGCAUGAGGUUAUUCUAUGAGCCUGUUACAACUCCAUGUGGCCACACCUUUUGUAAAAACUGUCUGGAACGCUGUUUGGACCAUACGCCCCAGUGCCCCCUCUGCAAAGAGAGCCUGAAAGAGUAUCUAGCAUCUAGGAAAUACAUGGUGACAAGUAUCUUGGACAUGUUGAUCAAACAGUAUUUGAGGGAUGAGUAUGCAGAGAGGGUUAAAGCUCAUCAAGAGGAGACCAGAGAGCUUUCUGAUUUGACAAAGAAUGUGCCUAUCUUUGUGUGUACCAUGGCUUACCCCACCGUGCCUUGCCCACUGCAUGUCUUCGAACCACGAUACCGCCUCAUGAUUCGCCGCUGCAUGGACACUGGCACACGGCAGUUUGGGAUGUGUAUUAAUGAUCCUCAGAAAGGGUUUGCAGAUUAUGGUUGCAUGCUGAUCAUCAGGAGUGUCCAUUUCCUCCCUGAUGGACGAUCAGUAGUAGACACAAUUGGAGGAAAACGCUUCCGGGUCCUUUCACGAGGAAUGAAGGAUGGCUACAGCACUGCUGACAUUAAGCACUUGGAGGAUACCAAGGUGAAGGACAGAGAGGAGUUAGAGAAACUUCAGGACCUCCAUGAUGCAGUGUAUGAUCAGGCCUGUGUUUGGUUUCAAAACCUCAAGAUUCGCUUCCACAACCAGAUCUUGCAGCACUUCGGUCCAAUGCCAGAACGAGAAGCUGACAUUCAGGCGACUGCUAAUGGUCCCGCCUGGUGCUGGUGGCUCCUGGCUGUCCUUCCUAUUGACCCGCGGUACCAGCUCUCUGUCCUCUCCAUGACCAGCCUCCGUGAACGUCUGGUCAAGAUCCAGCACAUCCUCACAUAUCUGCAAAGCAUCCCCAACAACUAAAGCCUCUCACCCACCAUUACCAUCAUUUGGGCUUUAACAUGACAUUGUAGAGAACCUACUAGCAAUUGGCCUAGUUUUGUUUCCACUGCCAUCUGAUCAUUCAUUUAUAUGGUUAUUAAACCUUUAUUCUUACUGUUAGUGGUUUUAAGCAUAAAUCGCACACGAGCAAAGGUGAAAUUUCCUUGAACAUACAAUCACUGUCGUUGGAGUUCAGGCCGAACACCUCAGGGAAACUUCCAGUGAUUCUUUGUUUGUGACCAUCAAACAGUAUGUUAAAGAUAGACAAAUAUGUCAACAAAGAUACUGAUCUAUUUUUCAGAUUAUCAGUUACUUUUCAAAAGAAAAUCCUGAAUCUUUGGAUAGUUCAGAGCAGUGGAUUGUGUCAGUUAAGAGUUGAAUGUCAUGCUGUGUACAUUCUGAAAGGAUAAGACUGUGAUUUGCAAGUAGGUGGAAAAAAGUAAAUUUGUUGUUUUUUUACCGUUAAUGGUAAAACAAGCAAAUAUGGCAUGUAUGAUCUAUGUUUGAGGGAGGGGGACUGUUGUGAUUUGUUGAACAAUACCGUAGAUGCUGAAACUCUAGAACCGUAGAUUCCUGAAUGAAUAGGAUGUGAUGCUGAGGAACUAUUGAAAAGAGCAAAUAUACAGUGGCGAAUGCUUACUUACCAAACCAAAAUCAGUCUCUUCUGAGCUUUUUUUACUUACUCAUCUGUGUCUAUUACACUCAACUUCCAUCAAUGCCUAGUGGCAAAGGACCUUCCUGUUUAAAGAAUGAGACAGCCUGUUUGUCUUCACAUUUUUUUCUUCUUCCAAAUUGUCAUAGGCACACUGUUCUGUCAGAGGAAAAUCAAUUCUUUUCUUCCUUUCACAAAUCAUAACACGUUUCUUCCAAACUUUUUAUGAUGAUACACCUUUGGAGAUCCCAAGCCUGAACAGUUUGCAGUGAUAGUGUUUCUGAUUCAGAAGUUCAGCUCAUGUAUUAUUAGUACCGAGAGAUUCAGCUGCCCAUUGAAUAAAAUGAAAUUAUUUAUACAUUAUGUGUAUGUUUGUACAUUGUCUCCAUGUGUUGUAUAAAAAUUCUAAGGGUUCUUGCAAUAAUAAGACAAAUCAAAGUAAUGAACAGCAUGUACACAUCUUAUAUGCUGAUGGACUAGUAUUAUUCUUCAUUGCAAGAAUGCUCUUUGUCUCGAGCAGCAGAGCUUCAGUCAGGGGACUGCAUUUGCCUUAUACCAUUUUGCAUUGUGAUUGAAAUAUGUGUUGGCUUGGUUACCAUUCCUUUUUGCCACUUAAUGAAGUAUGUUUUAAUUGUGUUUUCUUCCUCUCAGUUUGGGACAGCAUUUGUUUGUGAUGUUUUUUUUUUUGUUUUUUUUUUUUAAGAAAGUCAAGGCUGUUGUUGUAAAUCACUUGUAAAAAACGCUUUUGGAUAGAUUUUACUUUUUGCUCCAACAUUUUAAGUUAUCGAUUUUCAAUAAAUGCACUUUUUUUCAA
Molecule: messenger RNA, 3851 nt
Organism: Sphaeramia orbicularis (orbiculate cardinalfish)
Lineage: Eukaryota; Metazoa; Chordata; Actinopteri; Kurtiformes; Apogonidae
Gene: lonrf1
Product: LON peptidase N-terminal domain and ring finger 1
Exons: 12
Coding region: 127-2367 (746 amino acids)
Molecular function (GO): protein binding; ubiquitin protein ligase activity
Source: RefSeq, a predicted model, not a curated record